GCGACCAUGAGGGCGCAAGACGGUGGAAAGUUUUUCCGCUGAUUCCUGCAUCCCCCCCCCCAAAAAAACAGAUGCAUAAAUAGGAGCGAGGCAGCCCAUUUAGGCGACGAGACGCAGUGCAUCCGACAGAAACAAUGGAGUCCGCCAUCUUGACUUUGGUAAGCCAGUUCAAGGCGUACGCAGGAAACGACGGCGCCGCCAACACUUUGAGCAAAGACGAGUUCCACAGCCUGCUCACCUCUCAGCUGCCCAACUAUGUCAAGGACUCCGGCGAGCCCGACUUCGUGGGCCGCCUCAUGUCCUCCUUGGACCAGAACGACGACGGCGAGCUGACCUUUGCAGAGUUCUGGCAGCUGAUCGGGAAGCUGGCGAGCAAGCAGGGCGGCUUCAGUCCAUCGUAGAGACGAGUCGCCGUCGCACGUGUGACGUCGUGGCUAAUUAAUUACUUGAUGAUUGCAGCUCAGCUGAAUUAAAAGUCUAAAAUGUC
This is a messenger RNA of Nerophis ophidion (straightnose pipefish), 487 nucleotides long. RefSeq names its product S100 calcium binding protein A11 (gene s100a11). Gene Ontology annotation, cellular component: perinuclear region of cytoplasm. The record is from RefSeq and is a predicted model, not a curated record. Bases 135 to 401 code for a protein of 88 amino acids. The transcript is spliced from 3 exons. Gene Ontology annotation, molecular function: calcium ion binding; transition metal ion binding. Lineage: Eukaryota; Metazoa; Chordata; Actinopteri; Syngnathiformes; Syngnathidae.